CUCCUUUCUUCAACAAGCUAUGGACGUCUUCUCACCAUCACAGGUCUACUACGACAGAGCGUGUGCUUCAUCUCCAGACAGCCUGGAGUUUGGCCCCGGCGUGGAGCUCGAUGGCUCUGAGGAGGAUGAGCAUGUCAGGGUCCCCGGAGCCCCUCACCAGCCGGGACACUGUCUCCAGUGGGCCUGCAAGGCCUGCAAGCGCAAGUCCAACUUUGUGGACCGCAGACGGGCCGCCACCAUGCGUGAGCGCCGGCGGCUGAAGAAGGUCAACCACGCUUUCGAGGCUUUGAGGCGCUGCACCUCGGCCAACCCCAGCCAACGUCUGCCGAAGGUGGAGAUCCUGCGCAAUGCCAUCCAGUACAUCGAGAGUCUGCAGGACCUGCUACGGGAGCAGGUGGAAAACUACUACUGCCUACCUGGAGAGAGCAGCUCCGAGCCUGGGAGCCCACUGUCCAGCUGCUCUGACGGCAUGGCUGACAGCAACAGUCCAGUGUGGCAACAUCUGAAUGCAAACUACAGCAACAGUUAUUCAUAUGCGAAGAAUGAGAGUUUGGGCGAUAAGGCACCUGGAGCCUCCAGUCUGGAGUGUCUCUCCAGCAUCGUGGACCGUCUGUCCUCAGUGGAGUCCAGCUGCGGACCGGCGGCUCUGAGAGACAUGGCCACCUUCUCCCCCGGCAGCUCCGACUCGCAGCCCUGCACGCCGGAGAGCCCCGGAUCCAGGCCCGUCUACCACGUCCUGUGAAGGAAACUUCACUUUGACGUGAAUAUAUUGCCACAGGCAGGCGCCCUGCUUUUACCAAACACCAGCUGCACUUGCAACAAGAAGAGAUAAGAACUAGUUUUGUGCAAAUCUGAAGGAGACUCGGCUGUUUCUGAGGACCUGUGGCAAGCAGCUUUUAUAUUGUACAUGAGAUUGUAAAUUUGUAAUGUAAAUGCCCAUUUAUUCUAUACAUGCUAUUAUACUCAAUGAGACAUAUUUAAUUAUGACAGUUAAUGUAAUGUUGCAUUAUUCCAACAUGAAAUGGUAUUUAAGCUGUUUUAAUUUCUUACUUUCCAUGUUGUCAUGAACAUUAAAUCUUUUCACUGUUUUGUAUAAAAG
This is a messenger RNA of Siniperca chuatsi (mandarin fish), 1099 nucleotides long. It is a transcript of the gene myf5, whose product is annotated as myogenic factor 5. The transcript is spliced from 3 exons. The record is from RefSeq and is a predicted model, not a curated record. NCBI's taxonomy places the organism in Eukaryota, Metazoa, Chordata, Actinopteri, Centrarchiformes, Sinipercidae. Gene Ontology annotation, molecular function: protein dimerization activity; DNA-binding transcription factor activity, RNA polymerase II-specific; RNA polymerase II cis-regulatory region sequence-specific DNA binding. Gene Ontology annotation, biological process: regulation of transcription by RNA polymerase II; muscle organ development; positive regulation of myoblast differentiation. Bases 20 to 742 code for a protein of 240 amino acids.